AUGGCCGGAUGGUGGAGCCUCGGUGGUGCUUUUCUUCUGCUUUUUGGUAUUCUACUUGUCCCGUAUCUGUACAAGAUGAACGUGAUCAAGGACCUAAGAUUCGAAGGUAGCAACAGAAAGGUUCUCGCGAAUUAUUUGGAGUCGAAGAGACGGAAACUGGGCAAGCUACCCCCGGUGUAUCCGAACGGCUGGUUCGCCCUCCUGGAGAGCUUCCAAUUAGGCAGACGCCAGGUGAAACACGUGGCGGCGCUCGGUGAAAAUUUCGCAGUGUUCAGAACAGAUGACGGGACGGUGAGGAUUUUAAACGCUUACUGUCCCCAUCUUGGCGCCAAUAUGGCCGAGGGUGGUCGUGUCAAGGGUGACUGUUUGGAGUGUCCGUUUCACGGCUGGCAAUUCCGUGGCUCCGAUGGACAGUGCAAUCACAUCCCCUACGUUGAAAAAGUGCCCCAUAUCGCGAGAACGAAGACGUGGAAGUGUCGCGAGGCGAACGGGAUCAUCUUUGUCUGGUACCACGUGGAGGGAUUAGAACCGACAUGGCAGCCGCAGACGCUCAGUUACAUGUCAGAUCGAAAGUGGUGUAAUCAGGGUCGAAACGAGUUCCUUAUCAACUGCCACAUACAGGAAAUCGCGGAAAAUGGCGCCGACACGGCGCAUUUAAGCGCGGUUCACGGACCGACGGUAUUUUCGAAUUUCGUGCAUCCGCUUUCAAUGAUCGCCCGGCACUCGUGGACGAACGACGGUUGGACGCCGCACAGUUCUCUCACGGAGAGCAAACGCUCGAACGGGGAGAACGAGAACGACACCGAGGAUUUAAAUCACAGAGCGUACACAACUUUGAGGCAUUCUCUGGUGCUAUUCGAGAGGUAUAAGCUGUGGCACGUGGACGUGCACGUGCAGCAAAUCGGGCCGGGAUACGUUGAGAUGAUGAUGGACACGUUUUUCGGACGGCUGUGUAUCCUCCAGACGGUAACACCGAUGGAACCCCUUCUACAAAAGGUGGUUCACGUGAUUUACGGCCCGCCAUUGCUCUCCCCGUACGCCUUACUCAUAUUUAUCGGGGAGACACUGAUGUUUGAAAGGGACGUCGCCAUCUGGAACCGAAAGAAAUUCGAGAAGCAGCCGCUCCUCGUGAAAGAGGAAAAAGGAAUUCUGUCCUACCGCAGAUGGUACGGUCAGUUCUAUUCGCAACAUAGCCCUAGUUAUCAUUCCGCGAUGAAGUCUCUGCAAUGGUAG
This is a messenger RNA of Dufourea novaeangliae, 1233 nucleotides long. RefSeq names its product cholesterol 7-desaturase (gene nvd). The coding region runs from base 1 to 1233 and encodes 410 amino acids. Gene Ontology annotation, molecular function: 2 iron, 2 sulfur cluster binding; chlorophyllide a oxygenase activity. Gene Ontology annotation, biological process: cholesterol metabolic process; chlorophyll biosynthetic process. NCBI's taxonomy places the organism in Eukaryota, Metazoa, Arthropoda, Insecta, Hymenoptera, Halictidae. Gene Ontology annotation, cellular component: chloroplast. The transcript has 6 exons. The record is from RefSeq and is a predicted model, not a curated record.